GAGCAACUGUGGUCAUGCUCAACCGUAAGAGCUCCCGUGCGGAGGCAGCCGAAGAGCAGGUCAAAAAAGAAGUGAGCAACGAUGGGAAGGUGAUGACUGUGGAGUGCGACCUGCAGGACAUGGACAACGUCAAGGCCGCCGCAGAAAAAAUCAAGGAGCUUUUCUCAGAGUCUGGCGUUGAUGUUUUGUGCAACAACGCCGGAGUGAUGGCUCUGGCGGAUGAAGCAACCAAGGAUGGCUAUGAUGUGCAAAUGCAGACCAACCACUUGUCCCACUUCCUAUUGACGAAGGAGAUCUUCCCACUCCUCGAGAAAG
Messenger RNA from Symbiodinium pilosum, 315 nucleotides. The record is from the annotation of a GenBank genome assembly. Lineage: Eukaryota; Dinophyceae; Suessiales; Symbiodiniaceae.